CACAAAAGAGAAGAAGAAAAGCUGUUCGGCCUGCUCCUCCUCCUCCUCCUCCGCUGCUGCUCCUCCGCAUUCCAUCCCGGCCAGUGAGAACGCGGCGCUCAGGCUUCAUGGAGGUGAAGCAGAGCGGGGCGACGACAGCAGAGCUCAAAAUGUCCAGAUGACGACAAGCGACUAAGCCCAAAAUGCUGACUUAACCUGAUCGAGUGACAGCUCAGAGACACGUCCGUCCGCCCGCCGCCCAUGUCCGUGCAGCCAUGCUGCUGAGGAAGAAACUGUGUGUUGCCGUGGUGAUCGCUGCCAUCCUCAUCCUCAUGCUCGCUAGUCAGGGAAUCCACAAGAGACAUUUCCAGCUGCCGUUAGCCCUGCCCAACAGCCGGACCACGAUAACAAGCAGGGAGGCAGGAGUCAGACCCACAGCGUCUCAUGCUCACCAGAUCCAUGAACCGACACCCAGUCCUCCCAAAACUCUCCUGUCUGAAGCCGAGGAUGAAAUCAUAAAGGGGGAGGGAGAGAAGCAGCUCAUAGAGAAGCCUGAUUCCAGCCAGAGGCCCUGUGGUUGUUCUGAGUCUUGCAUUUCUGACCUGGAUGGUUCGAAGUGGUUCGCUCAGCGCUACGAUCCUAAACAGGAGCCCGUCCUCCGAUACAAAAACAACAAGUUUGACCCCGAGGCUCUGGCAUGGUGGCUGAGUCUGCAGCGAUCCCGUAACGAUCAAACCUUAGAGGAAAUGAUGUCGGAGAUGUUUAAGGUCAUUGCCCCGCCCACUGUGGACUACAGGCCCCUCCCCUCCCGGUGCCGCAGCUGUGCUGUGGUCGGCAACUCCGGCAACCUGCGGCAAUCCGCACACGGCAACCUGAUCAACUCGCAUGACACCGUGAUCCGGAUGAACAAGGCGGUGACUCGAGGGUUUGAAAACGAUGUGGGGAACCGGACGACGCAUCACUUCCUGUACCCGGAGAGCGCCGUCGACAUCGAGCACGGCGUCAGCCUCGUUCUGCUGCCGUUCAAACUCAGAGACAUGGAGUGGGUGACGAGCGCAUUAUCGACCGGCCAGGUCAAAAUGACCUACAUGAGGGUUAGGGAGAGAAUCAACGCUGAUAAAGACAAGGUUCUGGUGGUGAACCCCGUGUUUUUCAAAUACGUUCAUGAUCACUGGACGGAGCAUCACGGCCGCUAUCCGUCCACCGGCAUGAUGGCCAUCGUCUUCGCUCUUCACAUCUGCGACCAGGUGUCGGUGUUCGGUUACGGCGCGGACCAGCAGGGGAACUGGCAUCACUACUGGGAGGACAAUCGCUACGCCGGAGCCUUCAGGAAGACGGGCGUGCACAGCGCCGACUUCGAGACGGAGGUCAUCCACCAGCUCGCCAAGGAAGGCAAAAUCAGCCUGCACCUGUGACCACUCGGCUGCGGGGACGCGUUCCCGCGAACCGGCGGCACCAAGCACCCAAAUCUGAGCCAGCUCUGGACCGCGUCUGACUCUGCUUUAGGGACCUUUUAAGAAGAAUCCGAUCCUGCAUUGUCUCUUUAUCAAUCACCACAUCUGCCUUGCUUGGUAGAGGGCGCUGUUGAGCCUGUGGAAGCAGCUUUGGGGUGGAUGGGUAAAAGAACUCCACUUCAGUUUAAAGAAUCAGACGUUUUUUGGAGCCGUCCUGCCGUCUGCGACUGCUGGGAUCAACCACGAAGAAAGCUUUGCUCUGAGCGGGAAACAACCACAGACCUUUCACUUAUUUUUUUAUUGGAUUUUAUAGACACAGAUUUAGCCUCUUUCUUUUUUGUUUUUCUUUUAAAUGAAAGCACUUUGCCUUGAAGAAGGAACUGUUCACUGAGUCUGUCUUGUGGCUUCGCUGCGCAGCCACAUCGUUGCAUUUUUUAUCGUUUAUAAUCCAUCCUUUUAUUCUAAGUGAAUUUUUAUCACUAGCCGUCCUGACCUGCAGGAAGCCAACUGAAGAUAAAGGUUUUGUUUUGUUUUUGCCAUUUCAGACUGUAAGCCAAUGUUACACUUCCUGUUACGGCCAAAUAUGGACCUGGAGGCAACAAGGAGGAGAAAUCUGUUUGUUUGUUUGUCUUUCUGUUGGUUUUUCUAUUCUGCAGGGUUUCAAUUGAUUUCAUUCAACAAAAAAAGAGUAAAUUAUUAGUUUUAAAAGUGUGAUAGUAAAUAAUCACUUUCCAGAUCGCUGGUUUAAGUAAUAAAAACAAAUUCAUAGUUGAUGUGAGAGAUGCUGCAGACUGUUAAACCGUAGUAGCAAACAUGUAUCAGCUUAUUGGAGCAAGAAAACAAAGAGAUUUCAACACAUUCUAUCAAAUGACACGUCUAUAAGUAGAAGAUUUAGUGCAAUUUCCAGAAAAGUCCAACCAAAAAUAACCACGUGAGCGAUACUGUGAAUGUACAAAGGAGAUAUCAGAUUGUCCAUUGCAGUCAUCUGAAUGUUUACACUGUGAGGAGCUUCGACACCUUUUCACACUCAAGAUGUAAAAGACUUUCCCCUAUAAAUUCAAUUUUAGCUCAAUUUUUUAUUUUUCCUUUUCUGAAUGCUACAUAUCGCAGAAACAAGCUGGUGUCGGAUUAUAUGUAGCGGGGAUGCACGAGGCCUUCACUGCUGGAUUAACACACACAGGGAGUUAAAACAGAAGGUCUUUAUGCAAAACUAUAAGAAGGAUAAAACAUGUAGCAAGGAGAUCACCAACAAAACACAUUUAGGUUUACACUUUAUUUGCUCUCUGCUGGUAGUUUGCUGAAUAUUGAUAAAUGUCUCAUAUAACCCCACUCCUAAUAAUCCGGUCCGCUCUUCAAAGAUUAAAACAUUUUUUAGAGAAAGGAAACAGUUUAUUAGAUUAUGAUGUCUAUAUGAGUUAUAUGCAAUUUUAAACUUUAAGUUUUAUGUUUUGGAAUUGUCAUUAUCAGUAAAAAAAAAAAAAAAUCUGUAUUUUGGUGGUAAAGAUGAAAGUGUAGUAGCUGAUGUGCCUUUUAGCUGUAAGAAUGUGCAUU
Molecule: messenger RNA, 2984 nt
Organism: Salarias fasciatus (jewelled blenny)
Lineage: Eukaryota; Metazoa; Chordata; Actinopteri; Blenniiformes; Blenniidae
Gene: st3gal8
Product: ST3 beta-galactoside alpha-2,3-sialyltransferase 8
Exons: 9
Coding region: 255-1394 (379 amino acids)
Biological process (GO): sialylation
Cellular component (GO): membrane
Molecular function (GO): beta-galactoside (CMP) alpha-2,3-sialyltransferase activity
Source: RefSeq, a predicted model, not a curated record